UGGGCUUCUCAGAGUUGGCGGUGGUGAUGGGGAUCUUCGAGUAGUUCCCGAGCCAGCACCGCCGCGCCCCCAGCAAGAGCCCUUCGCUCCCGGGCGGCCCACGGCCAGCUCUGAUAUCUUGGGGUGAAGAGAGGUAGAAUUCGACUGAGGAAGGAAGAAAAGAGCGGAUUGGGGGCUCGGAAGGAAGGGGGAAGAGGUCUCCUCAGGGAGUUGGGAAGAAGGGAUCAGGGUCCUGGGGGGAAGAAUGGUCAUCAUGGCUAUGCUUAUAGAAGGAGCAGAAGGUGACUCUUAGACAAACAAUUCCACCUUCUCCAAACUAUUCGGAAGACAUUUGUGCUUCUUCUCGUGAUCUGAUUUCUAGCUCUGUACUAUAUAUAUACUGUGGCCUGGGAUAGUUCAGUGUUUUCAUUUCCACCGACGUGAAAGUGGAGAUGUUAAUUAUCCGGGAGUAUAUUGCUGUGUUACUUGAAAAUAAUAUAUCGCUUGAGUGUAAUCAAGCACAUUUCUACUCAGAGAGAAAAAUAAGCAGUAUUUUAAAAGCGGAACAGAGCGUUCUUGCCACAACCAUAUGAUCAGCACCUUUGCCUUAACCUUUGGCCACUGUCUGUCGCUAAGAUGAGCACCCACCAUUCCUCUCCUUUUGAUGACCCUGAACGUCGAGUCCGGAGCACGUUGAAGAAGGUCUUUGGGUUUGACUCUUUUAAGACACCUUUACAACAGAGUGCGAUCAUGGCUUUGGUGAAAGGUGACAAGGAUGUUUUUGUGUGCAUGCCCACAGGGGCAGGAAAAUCCCUCUGCUAUCAGCUCCCUGCUCUAUUGGCCAAAGGCAUCACCAUCGUCAUCUCUCCUCUCAUUGCUUUGAUUCAGGACCAAGUAGACCAUUUGCUGGCCCUGAAGGUACAUGUGCGUUCCCUGAACUCGAAGCUCUCGGCCCAGGAGAAGAAGGAGGUGCUCUCUGACCUGGAGCAAGAGAAGCCCCGGACCAAACUCCUGUACAUCACACCAGAGAUGGCAGCCUCAUCCUCCUUCCAGCCCACCCUGAACUCCCUGGUGUCCCGCCACCUGCUCUCCUACCUGGUAGUGGAUGAAGCUCAUUGUGUGUCCCAGUGGGGACACGACUUCCGUCCUGACUACUUGCGUCUGGGUGCCCUGCGCUCCCGCCUGGCACAUGCCCCGUGUGUGGCUCUAACCGCCACAGCCACCCCGCAGGUCCAAGAGGAUGUGUUUGCUGCUCUGCACCUGAAGCAGCCGGUUGCUGCCUUCAAGACUCCUUGCUUCCGGGCCAACCUCUAUUAUGACGUUCAGUUCAAGGAAUUGCUUUCUGAUCCCUACAAGAACCUGAGAGACUUCUGCCUUAAGGCUCUUGGACAGAAGAGUGAUAAAGGGUUGUCCGGCUGCGGCAUUGUCUACUGCAGGACCAGAGAGGCUUGUGAACAGCUGGCGAUAGAGCUCAGCUACAGGGGGUUGAAUGCCAAGGCCUACCACGCAGGGCUGAAGGCUUCUGAAAGAACACUGGUGCAGAACGAGUGGAUGGAGGAGAAGAUCCCUGUAAUUGUUGCAACCAUUAGUUUUGGGAUGGGAGUGGACAAAGCCAAUGUCAGGUUUGUCGCCCACUGGAAUAUUGCCAAAUCUAUGGCUGGGUACUACCAAGAGUCUGGCCGGGCGGGCAGGGAUGGGAAGCCUUCCUGGUGCCGUCUCUAUUACUCCAGGAACGACCGAGACCAAGUCAGCUUCCUGAUCAGGAAGGAAGUAGCAAAACUCCAGGAAAAGAGAGGGACCAAAGCAUCUGAUAAAGCUGCUAUCCUGGCCUUUGAUGCCUUGGUGACCUUCUGUGAAGAACUGGGGUGCCGCCAUGCUGCCAUUGCCAAGUACUUCGGGGAUGUGCCCCCCACCUGCACCAGAGGCUGCGACCACUGCCAGAACCCUGCGGCCGUGCGGAAGCAGCUGGACACCUUGGAGCACAGGAGCGGCUGGAGCAAGACCUGCAUUGGGCCCUCCCAGGGGAAUGGCUUCGACCCCGAGCUGUAUGAGGGAGGCCGCAGGGGCUAUGGGGGCUUCAGCAGGUACAGUGAAGGUUCUGGAGGCAGUGGGGACGAGGGCAGAGAUGAGGACCGUAAGCGGGAAUGGAACCUCUUCUACCAGAAGCAGAUGAGUCUGCGCAAGGGCAAAGACCCCAAGACAGAAGAAUUUGUGCCCCCAGAUGAGGACUGUCCCCUGAAAGAGGCUUGUAGCAGGAAGAUCCCCAGGCUCACUGUGAAGGCCCGGGAGCACUGCCUGCGGCUCCUGGAGGAGGCGCUGAGCGCUAACUGCCCGGCUGCAGACACCGCCGAUGGGCCCGACCUGCAGGCCAAGGCCGUGGGGCUGGAACAUGACAUAUUCCGGAACACGAAGGCGGCCAACCUGUACAAGGCCAGCGUGCUGAAGAAGGUGGCUGAGAUCCACAGAGCCUCCAAGGACGGGCAGCUCUACCCCACGGCAGGCGGUGCCAAAAGCUGCAGUGAGCCCCCAGAGCCCUCCGAGCAAGACAUCCUGCCGGCCUCCCAGGUGUACUCGCUCAAACCCAAGCGGGUGGGAGCUGGUUUCCCCAAAGGCUCCUGCCCAUUCCAGACGGCCACCGAGCUGAUGGAGAAGAUGCGGACCGAGGGGCAAGCCCCCCGGCCUGUGCCGAGAGGCCAGCAGGAGCCCCCCAGCCAGCCCUGUGGCCUCCAGGAGGAGAGCAGGGGGCCUGUCCCUGGGCUCAGAGGAGGGGCCCCCAGAAGCAGUGCUCACUGUGGGGCGCCCUCCCCUGAGAAGAAGACGGAAGGCCCCUCUGGAGGCAGUCCCAGUGCCAAGGCCCGGGCCAGCAAGAAGCAGCAGCUGCUCGCCGCUGCGGCUAAGGGCUCUCAGAGCAUCGCCCGCUUCCUCCUCCCAAGGGCCGAGAGCCCACCUCUGCUUGCCUCCGCCCCCGGGCCAGAGGGUGCCAGCCCUUCCUGUGAGGGGGUGCAGGGACUCCGGGCUGUGGCCCCAGAGAAACGCACGGGGGAGGAGGACGGAGCCCUGGGAUGUUUGGCUGCCCAGCCCCAGACUAAGGAGUCCACCAGCGAGGGGCCAAGUGCCUGUCUACCCAGAGACCCAGGGCCCCCCGAAGGCCAGCUCACCCCCGCAGCGGAGACACAGAGGGGCAAGCGGCCCAGACCCCAGCAGGAGAACCUGGAGAGCCAGGCGCAGAAGAGGCCUCGCCCUGCGGCCGGUGCUUCCAUUCUAGCCGAGGCCAAGGACAACAUCUUGGCCAGUACUCAGGUCACCGUCAACCUCCCAGCCCAAGGCUCCCACCAGCUCCCAGCUCCUGGCGUCUCCCUGAAGGAGGCUGCAAAUAUUGUUGUCAAAUGCCUGACCCCUUUCUACAAAGAGGGCAGGUUUGCAUCCAAGGACCUGUUUAAAGCCUUCGCCCGCCACCUCUCGCACUGGCUGGCUCAGAAGCCCUCUCCUGGAAGGAGUGGUGAGAGCCUGCACCCCAGGCCACGAGGCCCUUGGGGGGUCUGCAGGACGGAGGCUGGCCCUCGCGUUCCUCACCCCGAAUCCGUAGUGAAGGAAGAGGCCCAGAACCUCAUCAAGCAGUUUUUCCAUGGCCGGGCCCGGUGUGAGAGUGAAGCUGACUGGCACGGCCUGUGUGCCCCACAGAGAUGACCAGCUGCUGCCCAGUGGGGCCAGCGUCCUUCCCCGGACUUGACCACGGGCUAGCCUGGGCCUGACUUGGGAAUGGGGAAGGUGGGUAGGCCUGCUGCUGCCCGGCCGUCCCUUCUCGGGGUCCUUCCCCUCCCACCACUCCUUGCUGUGGAGAUGGCCCCAGACACCUCCCGGUCAAGGUCAGAGGCCAGAGGUCAGCCCACCUUUCUGUUUACUUGUGAGGCCUGAGGUCCUCUCUCCGAGCCUCUCCUGGCCUUCAUGGCUGGGUUUUCUGAGUUGGGUCCCCAGAGCAGACGGGUGUGGGUGGUGUGGCUGUGGCCAGGGGACCAGGAAGAAGAGGUCCCUCCACCCCUUGUGCUUACGUUGCAAGCCGGGGCGCACUGUGCAUGGCAGGGCCCAGCGGAGAGCCCUGCUGCCUCGGGUCAGGCUCAGAGCUCGGGAGGGGCAGCAGCCAGUCUGCUCCCGCCGCUCCUGUGCAGGGAGGCCGGCCGGGAAUAAAGCCGUUUGCUCCGACAC
Molossus molossus (Pallas's mastiff bat) is the source of this 4182-nucleotide messenger RNA. RefSeq names its product RecQ like helicase 5 (gene RECQL5). Gene Ontology annotation, cellular component: cytoplasm; chromosome. NCBI's taxonomy places the organism in Eukaryota, Metazoa, Chordata, Mammalia, Chiroptera, Molossidae. Bases 616 to 3666 code for a protein of 1016 amino acids. The transcript is spliced from 18 exons. The record is from RefSeq and is a predicted model, not a curated record. Gene Ontology annotation, molecular function: 3'-5' DNA helicase activity; four-way junction helicase activity; nucleic acid binding. Gene Ontology annotation, biological process: double-strand break repair via homologous recombination.